Molecule: messenger RNA, 955 nt
Organism: Linum trigynum
Lineage: Eukaryota; Viridiplantae; Streptophyta; Magnoliopsida; Malpighiales; Linaceae
Source: the annotation of a GenBank genome assembly
GAUAAAAUCCAUCAGCCGAUUCUGUUUGGGUGGCGAGGCGAGAUACCCCAUAUCAUAUCCACGACCACAAUCUUCUCAGUUAAAGAUGGUGCAGACGCUGGCAAUGCCUGUGGCGAGGCGAGAUAUCCACGACCACAAUCUUCAGUUCUGGAGUGACAAAUGGUGCAGACGCUGGCAAUGCCUGUGGCGCCUUCGCUCUCCCUUAUCUGCAACGGACUCCAAGCUACUUCUAUCUCCAACUUCGUCUCCCUCCCGCUCUCAAACUCUCCCAAGGUUGGUGGGCUGAGCAUCCGAUGCGUCCGUGUUGGUGGUGUGGAAAUCCCCAAUGGGAAGAGAGUUGAGUACUCGCUUCAGUACAUCCAUGGCGUCGGCCGCUCAAUGUCGCGCCAGAGCAUUGAGAACAAGAUAACCAAGGACUUGUCCGAGGAGGAGCUCACUAACCUCCGUGAUGAAGUCUCCAAGUACACCAUUGAAGGAGAUUUGAGGCGGUUCAAUGCACUAAACAUAAGGAGGUUGAAGGAGAUUCAGUGCUACAGAGGCGUGAGGCAUAUCCAGGGUUUGCCCUGCAGGGGACAGCGCACUAAGAACAACUGCCGGACCUUGAAGGGUAAGCGGGUCGCCAUUCCCGGCAAGAAGAAAGCUCGUUGAUUUGAUUGUGUUCCUUCUCAUUUCUCAAGUGCUUGCUGUGUUGUAAUGCUCUGUGAUUACCAUUCCUAGUGGUUUUCGUUUGUGGUUUUUGUAAACUGCCAGAAUAGAAUCCGGAUACGAGUUUGUCGUUCAGGUUUUAUCAUCAUCUUCUCCAAGUUUUUUUCCCCCAGAAAAGAACUCCAAGCAAGAACAAGUCAAGAUUCAAAGCUCCAACUUACAUCAACAGAUCAACUAGAAAUCAACAAUCAUACUCCAGCAUCCACAAAAGAAUUAGAAUAGCAUCAUGUACUAAAGAGAUAAAUUACAA